Molecule: messenger RNA, 1761 nt
Organism: Durio zibethinus
Lineage: Eukaryota; Viridiplantae; Streptophyta; Magnoliopsida; Malvales; Malvaceae
Product: TOM1-like protein 1
Biological process (GO): protein transport to vacuole involved in ubiquitin-dependent protein catabolic process via the multivesicular body sorting pathway
Molecular function (GO): ubiquitin binding; phosphatidylinositol binding
Source: RefSeq, a predicted model, not a curated record
AUCAAAAAUUAAAAAAUGAAAAAUCGGGGCAUUUGUCAACGUAUAUUAGAGAGACGGGCUGAAACAAGAAGGAAAGAUCGAAAGUUCAACUUACUCAGUCGUUACGCAUAAAGGUAAAGUAAUUGCCAUCACUUUUUCAUUUAGUUUUCAAAGCUCCCUGGGCUCGUUUACUUGAUCUCUUCAAUUUCGGAUCAUCAACAACUGUUUGGUGAAAAUGGAUAAAAAUUUGAUGGACAAAGUUAGUGCCUUUGGUGAACGCCUCAUGGUUGAAGGAGCUGAGGUGGGCAGAAAGGUGAGUGCUGGCAUGAGCUCAAUGAGCUUUAAGGUGAAGGAGCUCUUCCAAGGCCCGAACCAAGCUGAUAAGCUUGUUGAGGAUGCCACCUCAGAGGCCCUUGAUGAGCCUGAUUGGGCCUUGAAUCUUGAUAUCUGUGACAUGAUCAAUCACGAAAAAGUGAGCAGUGUUGAAUUGAUCCGAGGCAUAAAGCGGAGGAUAAUGUUGAAGAGCCCUAGGGUUCAAUACUUGUCCUUGGUGUUGCUUGAAACUUGUGUCAAGAAUUGUGAGAAGGCAUUCUCGGAGGUGGCAGCUGAGAGGGUUCUUGAUGAGAUGGUUAAGCUAAUUGAUGAUCCUCAGACUGUUGUUAAUAAUAGGAACAAAGCUUUGAUGCUUAUUGAAUCAUGGGGGGAGUCAACCAGUGAGCUUCGCUAUUUGCCUGUUUAUGAAGAAACUUAUAAGAGUUUAAAAUCAAGGGGGAUUCGCUUUCCUGGUCGUGACAAUGAGAGUUUGGCACCUGUUUUUACCCCUCCUCGUUCGGUUUCAGCACCAGAGGUAGAUGCUAGUCUUGCACAGCAGCUUCAACAUGACAUGCAGCUUCAGCAUGAUAUUCCUGUCCAGAGCUUUACUGCUGAACAAACAAAGGAGGCAUUUGAUGUGGCAAGAAACAGCAUUGAGCUUCUUUCAACCGUGUUAUCCUCAUCACCCCAACAAGAUGCUCUUGAGGCUGAAUACCAGUGGAAUCCUAGUGAUUUACAUUUGGUUUGUUGGCAGGAUGACUUGACAACUACACUUGUCCGGCAGUGUCGUCAGUCCCAGUCCACUGUUCUAAGAAUCAUUGAGACUGCUGGAGAUAAUGAAGCUCUGCUUUUUGAAGCUUUAAAUGUGAAUGAUGAGAUCCAGAAAGCUCUCUCAAAGUAUGAAGACUUGAAGAAGCCAUCAGUAGUUCCUCAUGAGCCAGAACCCGCUAUGAUUCCUGUGGCUAUCGAGCCUGAUGAUUCACCCCGUCAUGCAAAAGAAGAUACCUUGAUUCGGAAACCAGCAGGUACUCGACAAGGGACUCAUGGGGAAACCAAUGACGACAUGAUGGAUGAUCUCGAUGAAAUGAUUUUUGGUAAGAAAGGUGGGGGUUCGUCUGAAGAGGGGCAAGAUUCAAAGAAGCAGCAAGCACCAAAAAAUGAUCUAAUCACAUUCUGAGUGCUACUCAUAGCAGUAUUCCGUAAUUUAGGACACUAGGCAAAUGCCGGGCCAUUGUAGGCAUGGAACAGAAGUUUGGAAUGAAAAACCCACGACAGGAUUGCAGACUUUUCUUUCACAUACCACCAUUUGUUGUUCCUGCAAAAUUAUGUGUAAGUAAUUCGUGUUUGGAUUUGUUUACAUAAUUAUUUGAUUGAGUAUGCAUGUGAGGAUUGUUACCAGCAAAAAUAAAUCUGUAUGGCUCUUGUAUACGUGGAGUAAUGACAUGACAUCUCAACCAACUUAUCUAAAAA